Molecule: messenger RNA, 833 nt
Organism: Heterobilharzia americana
Lineage: Eukaryota; Metazoa; Platyhelminthes; Trematoda; Strigeidida; Schistosomatidae
Source: the annotation of a GenBank genome assembly
AUGUUGUUUCGUCUUCUCUUCUUUAUAGCUUUUAUAUCUAAAAGUAUUUCAGUGGAUUUCAUAAAGUUUCAAAAACUCAGCAUAGCUUCUGAAGAAUCAUUGAUAUUUCUGUCGAAUGAUAAACCAACAGUUACUCUAGAUGCCUCAGUCAAUCAACAGAGGACUGUAUAUUUUGCACAAAGAAGUACUGUUAUGAAUUUGAAGUUGACAAUUGCUUGUAUCGUAAACCAUCAAGUGAAACCUCUCGAGAAAGUGUCAUUAUGCUGCCGUAAAAGCAUGGAUGAUCCUAAACGUUCGUGUAAUCGCAUAUCUAAGGUUGAGGGUAAAUUUUCAUGCAUGAACACCGAUUUUCAAUACAGUAUGGACGAGUACGCAGGAGCAAAUUUCUCAAUAUCUCUAACAAGGGAUACUGCUAUGUCCAACCCAAUCAGUGGAUUUUUCUCUUGUGUCGUUGCAACAGAUGAUUUCAACAUCAUUGAGUCAAAUGAGAUUGAAGUACGCGAUGCAGUUUACUAUAUCCGUCAACUAAGACAUACAUUGUCUGGAAAAGUAGAUGUUGUCCCACCUAUACCACUACCCCUAUUCCAUAUGAGUUUAGAUGUUCAGAUGAUACGAACGUUAUAUUGGGUUGGCCAUACUGGAUGCAUCAACUUGAUGGAAGAUAUGGACCAUAUAGAUGGAGAUAUUGCCUAGCUGCAGGAAGCCUAAAUGCAGUAACGUGUGCAGAAAGAACUGUUGAGUUUUCUACUGAUGCCAUCGUUACAUUUAUAAACGGGAGUGCCUACCUCACGGAUCCUAACUUGAUUGACACAAAGUCUAUAGCUGUAGUUUGC